Frieseomelitta varia is the source of this 656-nucleotide messenger RNA. RefSeq names its product drosulfakinins (gene Dsk). The record is from RefSeq and is a predicted model, not a curated record. The transcript is spliced from 3 exons. NCBI's taxonomy places the organism in Eukaryota, Metazoa, Arthropoda, Insecta, Hymenoptera, Apidae. The coding region runs from base 290 to 568 and encodes 92 amino acids.
AAACAGCCACCAUUAUCUUACAGAAGAGAAAAGCGAAGGUGAUAAAACGGUAAUACGAUUAUUCGAACUGCCAAUCAUCAGAUACCAUCGUGGAAUAUUGAAUGUUCGACGGUAGGUGUCUACGCAGACAAGAAACUUAUUUAUCAGACCGCAGCUACGUGAAUUAAAAUUCAAAGAGCUCAACGCUCUCCCGGGGUACUGAGGAUGAUGAGGCUCUUGUAUAAAAAGCCACGUGCAAACGGUGGACCGUGCAUUCGUUCGCCGAUUUUCGAUUCUCUAUCAUACAGAUAUGAAUUUCACUCUUGCCCUAGCUUAUGCAAUGGCGGUCAUCUGGUUAUUCUUUGCCAAAUGUGAAACAGCCCCGGAACUUGUUACCAACGUGCGCAGGAGACUCCGCAGUCGUCCUUUAUUACGGGGGUAUAAUAUAGAAAAUCUCCUCGUUGAAGAUGAUGAUAUUGUGGAUUUAAAUAAACGACAACAAUUUGACGAUUACGGACAUAUGAGAUUCGGGAAACGAGAACAAUUUGAAGAUUAUGGUCAUAUGCGAUUUGGCAGGAAUCACGAAUAAUUAGUAAUGGUACUAAUCAAAUAGGUACAAUUGUAUAGUGUCGUUUUACUGUUGUUGCUACGAGAGUCACAUUUUGUUUAGACUCUAG